AUGAGCGCUCCCGCGGACGCGCCGAGGAACACCGCGAGACGAGACCUCCUGCUCGAUCUCCAGCGCCGGGCGCAGGCGCGAUGGGAGGAGACCAAGGCGUUCGAGGUGGACGCCCCGGCGCGCGCGAGCGAGGCCGAGAGCGAGGCGAAGUUCUUCGGGAAUUUUCCGUACCCGUACAUGAAUGGAUUGUUGCACCUCGGACACGCGUUCUCGCUGUCAAAGCUGGAGUUCGCGUCGGCGUAUCACAGGUUGAAGGGCGAUCGCACGCUGUUCCCGUUCGCGUUUCACUGCACCGGGAUGCCGAUCAAGGCGUGCGCGGAUAAGAUCACGAAAGAGAUCGCGCAGUACGGGAACCCGCCGGUUUUCCCGGACGAGAGUGAGCUCGCGGCGGCGGCGGAGGCCAAGGCGGCGAAGGAGGCGGCGAACGCGGGGCCGACGGACCCGACCAAGUUUGUGGCGAAGAAGUCCAAGGCCUCGGCGAAGAAGGGGACGCAGAGCACGCAGUGGGGGAUCAUGCAGGCGAGUGGGAUCCCGGAGGAUGAAAUUCCGAGCUUCGCGGACUCCAUGCACUGGUUGAACUACUUCCCACCAUUGGCGAAGCGAGACGUCGCGGCGAUGGGUUGCCAAGUCGACUGGAGACGCUCGUUCAUCACCACCGAUGCAAACCCGUUCUAUGACGCGUUCGUUCGAUGGCAGUUCAACACGUUGAAGAAGAUCGGUAAGAUUGUGAAGGCGAAGCGCUACGCUGUUUACUCGCCGAUCGACGGUCAGCCGUGCGCCGACCACGACAGAGCUUCAGGCGAAGGCGUUGGACCGCAAGAGUAUCUCCUCAUCAAGAUGGCUGUGUAUGAGGAGUGCCUCACCGGCGAUUUGGCUCCGUUGAAGGGUAAGAAAGUGUUCUUGGCCGCGGCGACGUUGCGUCCGGAGACGAUGUACGGCCAGACGAACUGCUGGAUUUUGCCAGACGGUGACUACGGCGCGUACGAACUCGCGAAUGGAGAAGUUCUCGUCAUGUGCGAGCGUGCCGCCCUCAACUUGUCGUAUCAGGAACAGUUUGCCGAAGAGGGUAAGCCGAAGUGCUUACUCAGCUUCAAGGGCCAAGCUUUGAUCGGCUGCGUGGUGGAAUCCCCGAGAGCGGUUCUCAAAAAAAUUUACUGCUUGCCCAUGAUGACCAUUUUGAUGAACAAGGGCACGGGUGUGGUGACCUCCGUCCCGUCCGAUUCGCCGGAUGACUUCAUGGCUCUCAGCGAUCUCAAGGCGAAGGCUGGUCUUCGCGAGAAGUUCGGGGUCAAGGAUGAGUGGGUGAUGCCUUUUGAGGUUGUUCCUUGCAUUAACAUUCCUGAAUUUGGCGACGCGUGCGCACCGAAGGUGUGCGCCGAACUCAAGAUUCAGUCUCAAAACGAUCGCACUAAGCUCGAUGAAGCCAAGCAUAGAACGUACUUGAAGGGUUUCACUGAUGGUAUCAUGCUCCUUGGCGAACACAAGGGUAAACCAGUGAAGGAAGCAAAGCCUAUUAUCAGGCAGGAGAUGAUUGACGAUAAGACUGGUUUGGUGUACAGCGAGCCCGAGCGAACUGUCAUGUCCCGUUCCGGCGGUGAGUGCGUCGUCGCGCUCACUGAUCAGUGGUACCUCGAGUACGGUGAAGAGUCUUGGAAGUUGAGAGCCGACAAAUGCCUCGAGAACAUGAACUGCUACCAUGAAGAAGCUCGAAAUGGUUUCAUUCACACUCUCGGGUGGCUUCGUCAGUGGGCUUGUAGCCGCUCGUUCGGCCUGGGCACGAGAAUGCCGUGGGAUCCGCAGUACUUAAUCGAGUCGCUUUCGGACUCCACCAUUUACAUGGCGUAUUACACUGUUGCCCACCUGUUACAAGGUGGAGACAUGUUUGGCAACGCGCGGCCGUCAGUCGAGCCGGAGCUUAUGACGGAUGCAGUUUGGGAUGCCAUCUUCCUCGGAACCGAGAAGCCUGACGAGAAUGUUUUCCCGCGUGAUUUGCUUGAUCGUAUGAUCAACGAAUUCAACUACUGGUACCCGUUUGACCUUCGUGUCUCCGGAAAAGAUUUGAUUCAAAACCACUUGUCUUUUGCCAUCUACAACCACACGGCGAUCUGGGAAGAUAAAAAGAUGUGGCCGCGCGCAUUCAGAACGAAUGGUCACUUGCUUUUGAACAAUGAGAAGAUGAGUAAGUCUACCGGUAACUUCAAGACGCUUAAGCAAGCCAUCGAAGAGUUUAGCGCUGACGCAAUGCGUUUCAGUCUUGCGGAUGCUGGUGAUACGGUCGAAGACGCCAACUUCGUCGAAGAUACGGCAAACGCCGCUAUUCUGCGCUUGACGAAGGAGAUUGCUUGGUAUGAAGAACAAAACGCUGACAUCGAAGCAGAUAAGCUACGCAAGACGGCUCCGAACAAGUUCAUCGAUCGUGUCUUUGCAAACGCCAUGAACAUUGCCAUCGCGCAGACGCAAGCCAAUUAUGAAAACAUGAUGUUCCGCGAAGCGCUGAAGACUGGCUUCUAUGAUUUGCAGUCUGCAAGGGAUGCGUAUCGUCUCAUGAGUGCCGAAGAAGGCGGCAUGCAAGUUGACCUUGUGAAACGCUUCAUGGAGGUACAAACUCUGCUCCUUGCGCCAAUUUGUCCGCACACGUGCGAGCACAUCUACGGUCAACUCCUGAUGAAGGAAGGCAGCGUCACUAACGCAGGCUUCCCCGUCGGUGAACCGGAAGAUACUGCCCUCACUGCUGCGAACAAAUAUUUGGGUGAUCUUAUCACGAAUAUGCGUAAGGGAAUCGCCAAGUGUACGGCUCCUCCGAAGAAGGGACCGAAGGGUCCGCCUAAGUCUGUCAAGUCUGCCACUGUCUUCAUUGCCUCUGAGUUCGUCGGAUGGCGCGCCAUUUGCUUGGGCAUCUUGUCUGAGUGCUAUGAAGCAAAGAUGAAGUCGUUCCCACCCGUGCCAGAAAUCCUCGAAAAGGUCAAGGGCAGCGAACUUGCGGGAGACGCCAACUUCAAAAAUGUCAUGAAAAUGGUCAUGCCUUUCAUCAAGUACAAGAUGGAUGAGACGAACGUCGCCGGUGUCUCAGCUCUCAGUCUGAAGAGUAUUUUCAAUGAGAUAGACGUGCUCUCGGAGAACAUCGAUUUCAUCAAGCGCGCGUUACACGUGCCUGAGGUGAGGAUUUGUCUCACAACGAGUGACAACGUGGGCUCGAAGGCUGACGAAGCCACGCCCGGAUCCCCGGCUUUCGAGUUUGAAGUCGUGGAAGACGUUACUGAAGGCAAUAAUCUCGCCGAGGGUCUCGCGAGAGUGCUUCUGAACUAA
Ostreococcus tauri is the source of this 3306-nucleotide messenger RNA. Its product is annotated as Aminoacyl-tRNA synthetase, class Ia. Gene Ontology annotation, molecular function: aminoacyl-tRNA deacylase activity; ATP binding; leucine-tRNA ligase activity. Lineage: Eukaryota; Viridiplantae; Chlorophyta; Mamiellophyceae; Mamiellales; Bathycoccaceae. Gene Ontology annotation, biological process: leucyl-tRNA aminoacylation. The coding region runs from base 1 to 3306 and encodes 1101 amino acids. The transcript has a single exon. The record is from RefSeq and is a predicted model, not a curated record.